Ananas comosus (pineapple) is the source of this 3896-nucleotide messenger RNA. RefSeq names its product lisH domain and HEAT repeat-containing protein KIAA1468 homolog. Gene Ontology annotation, molecular function: protein binding. The record is from RefSeq and is a predicted model, not a curated record. Lineage: Eukaryota; Viridiplantae; Streptophyta; Magnoliopsida; Poales; Bromeliaceae. Gene Ontology annotation, cellular component: trans-Golgi network; recycling endosome. Gene Ontology annotation, biological process: intracellular cholesterol transport. The annotation marks the transcript as partial. The transcript is spliced from 20 exons.
UUUUUUUUAAAUUUUAAAUUUUUAUUUUUUAACCCCUUCCCUUCGUCUCUAGGUCCUAGCACCUACAAAUUCCCCAUUCCCAUUUCAAGAUCCCAACUAUUGCCCCUCUUCUCAGAUCCUCCUCUCCUUCUCCUUCCUCUUACUCCAUUACAUAGAUCUACCUACAAAGACGCUUCAAUUCAAUAUCCACAACAAUUUAGAAAGCGAAAGCGAAAGAGCGGGUAUGGAAUCGUCGUCGCCGACCUCGUCGCCCGAUUCAACAACCUGCGAGUGGCAGAUCCACAGACUUUGCUAGAAGAGAAAGUAUCAACAGAAGAAAAGUUGGCACUAACUCAAUAUGAGCUUCGGUUAGCCCAAGAAGAUUUGUCAAGACUGAAGUCAGAGUUACAAAAGCAAAAAGAAUUAUCACCGGAAGAAUUAAAUGGACCUCUUUCAGAUGCAUCAGUAACUGAUGGGCUUAGAAGUCAACGAGAUAAAAGGGAAACCACUCUGUCAUCAUUAGGCCUUUUAAAAGACUCUGAACGAAAAGAUCUUAAUUGUGCUGUGAAGGAGUACUUGCUUUUUGCUGGGUACAGACUUACAGCCAUGACAUUUAUUGAGGAGGUUACUGACCAGAACCUUGAUGUUUGGCCAAAUAGUUCAGCCAGUGUAUCUGAUGCUCUACGCCGCUAUUAUUAUCAAUACCUCUCAACCACCUCAGAGGCUGCUGAGGAGAAGAUAGCCAUUCUUCGAGAAAAUGAAUCAUUGAUAAAGGAAAAUGAGAAGCUUAGAAGUGAAAAGAACUUGUUGCUAAAAAACAAGGAAUCAGCUGAUGGGCAGAUUGUGGUUCUCAAAAAGUCUUUGGAGGCUGCACAGAAGGAUUUAAAAGACAGGGACAUUCUGGUUCAAAAUCAGAAGCAGUUGCUGGAAAUACAGAGGAAAGAGCUUAAUGACUGCAGGGCUGAAAUUACCGCUCUUAAAAUGCACAUAGAAGGGGCCCGAUCAAGUAAACAAUGGGCAGGAGAAAGUGAAGUUAUAAAGUCCCUUGAUGCUGAUAACUCUAAGGAAGAAACAAAAUUAUUGCAGAGUGAAACAGAAAACAUAAAGAGAACAGGUUCCGCCACAAAUUUUUCAGAGUCAAUAGUACCUUUGGCUGAGAGCAAACAACCAGAGGAGGUAGUUCUAGUUAAGGAAGUGGCAGAAACUUCGAAGCCUGUUGAAUCUAUAUCUGAUUCAAAUGUUGACAGUACUGAUCAUCUGACCUCUGAAGAGGAGAGAUUGAAAUCCAGUACUACAGUUCUUGUUACAUCAGCCGUUUCUUGUAAUGGUAACACUAGUAUCGUGAAACACGAAAGUCCCAAUAAUAAUAUUCUAGUAUCACUCUCUGAAGACAAAGGGCCGGUUGAGAAUAUACCCACAAAGAAAGAAAGAGCUUCUGAAAAGAUGGCUUUGGAAACUAUCCAAAUACUUUCAGAUGCUUUGCCCAAGAUUGUACCCUAUGUUCUCAUCAACCACCGUGAGGAGCUUCUUCCUUUAAUUAUGUGUGCUAUUGAACGACAUCCGGAGAGCAGCGUGAGAGAUUCUUUGACGCAUACUCUGUUCAACCUUAUUAAACGACCAGAUGAACAACAGAGACGUAUUAUAAUGGAAGCUUGUGUUACCCUAGCUAAGAAUAUUGGGGAGAUGAGGACAGAAACAGAGUUGCUUCCACAGUGCUGGGAGCAGAUAAAUCACAAGUAUGAGGAGCGUAGGCUGCUGGUCGCUCAAUCUUGUGGAGAGCUCGCAGAGUAUGUUCGUCCUGAGAUUCGUGAUUCACUUAUCCUGUCCAUAGUACAGCAACUCAUUGAAGACUCUGCAACAGUUGUUCGAGAAGCUGCCGCUCAUAACCUGGCACUGCUGCUCCCGCUCUUCCCAAACAUGGACAAAUAUUUUAAGGUUGAGGAGCUGAUGUUCCAAUUGGUUUGUGAUCCUUCGGGAGUGGUCGUAGAUACUACUCUUAAGAAACUUGUUCCAGCUGUAAUUAAAUGGGGCGGUAAAUUGGAUCAUAUUCUGAGAGUGCUACUUUCCCACAUCAUAGGCUCCGCUCAGCGAUGUCCACCUGUCUCGGGGGUUGAAGGUUCAGCAGAAUCUCAUCUUCGUGUUCUAGGCGAACGAGAGCGCUGGAAUAUUGAUGUGCUACUGCGAAUGUUGACAGAGUUGCUCCCCUUUACACAUCGUAAAGCAAUUGAGACAUGUCCUUUUACUUCUUCAGUGGAGUCUCUUACAAGCCUAGAGAAGGAAAAUUCUGGCUUCUCCAGCUCCUUGCUCCAGUUGUAUGCAACGGGUCAUAUGGAAUGGACUGCACUUGAGUGGAUGCACAUUGAUUGUCUCCCUGAUUUGAUUCAACUUGCUCGCUUGUUACCUCAGAAGGAGGAUAAUCUAAGAAGUCGAAUCACAAAGUACCUAUUGGGCGUCUCAGAAUGUUAUGGGAGAGAUUAUGCAGAGCACAUUAUGCUACCUGUAUUUCUAGCAGCAAUUGGGGACAGCGAAAGUGCUGAUUUUACAUUUUUCCCGUUGGCCAUUCAAUCUAAAGUCCAAGGCUUGGCACCUAAAACUGCUGUGUCGAGUAGACUUGCAAUCAUGUGUGUCCUUCCAUUGCUAUUAUCGGGUAUUUUAGGGUCUCCUUCCUGUCGUGAGCAGUUGGGAGAAUACUUGAGAAAUAUACUAAUCCAAAACACAGUGACAGAAGGUUCCUGGUCUGUGAAUCACACUGCCGAGCUCAUUGAUGCAGUUCGCUUUCUUUGCACAUUUGAAGAGCAUCAGGGAAUUGUCUUUAAUGUUUUAUGGGAGAUGGUUGUGAGCUCCAAUGUAAAUAUGAAGACAAAUGCCGCAACCCUGUUAAAAGUCCUCGUGCCAUAUAUUGAUGUGAAAAUGGCAUCAACUCAUGUUUUGCCUGCUCUUGUUACUCUUGGUUCGGAUCAAAACCUAAAUGUGAAAUAUGCGAGUAUUGAUGCAUUUGGAGCAGUUGCCCAGCAUUUCAAGAAUGAAAUGAUUGUGGAUAAGAUACGCGUACAGAUGGAUGCUUUCCUUGAAGAUGGAUCUCAUGAAGCUACUGUAUCUGUUGUUCGUGCACUUGUGGUUGCUGUGCCACAUACAAUAGAUAGGCUUCGAGAAUAUCUUUUGUCUAAGAUUUUCCAGCUUACAAGCAUGCCAUCUCCUGGAAGUGAUAUUGCGCGUCGCCGUGAGAGAGCAAAUGCAUUUUGUGAAGCAAUCCGUGCUCUUGAUGCGACAGAUCUUCCUGCAACCAGCAUUCGAGAUUUCCUCCUACCAUCGAUACAAAACUUACUAAAAGACACAGAUGCCCUAGAUCCGGCGCACAAGGAAGCAUUGGAAGUCAUAGCGAGGGAGAGGUCGGGUGGAACAUUCGAAAGCAUUAGCAAGGUGAUGGGGGCUCAUCUCGGCCUUGCCUCCUCAGUUAGCAGCUUUUUCGGCGAGAGCGGCCUUCUUGGAAAGAAAGAGACCGGAGAAACGCACGAGCCUCCUGCCCCUCCGCAGCCCAGCCCACAGGCCCAGCAAGAUGAUACGAGGUUUAGACGGAUAAUGAGGAGUGGUUUUGGAGACAUGUUGAGAGGAAAAGGGAAGGGCUAUGAUGAAUCUCCGAAGUAACCCAGGUUGAAAAUGUCAUUUUGAGUUAUUUUUCCUGCUUUUUCAACCACAUUUAGAGGAGAUUUUAUGCUAUUUUUAGCCGAGGUGUUUAUAGUCUCUCUACCUUAUUAUACAUGUGGAGAAUUGAUAGAAAGAUUUGGUGGCCCAUUGGGUGAUUUUCGCUGCCAUUAGUAUACAAUGUUGUUGUACAGACCAAAGAUGUAUCUUAUUGCACAGACUGUUGAUCAUUCUUUUCCAUAAUAAUUGAGGUUCUUUUCAACCAGUUCUGUAUC